CAACUUAUAUUCAUGGAGAAACCCAGUUUCCUAAAUUUAGCUGUAUGAUUAUUCUGGAUCACAGUUGGAUGCUAUUAUUCAGAAAUGUAUUUUCCGAAAGGGAAUAAAACGAAUGAAGACGGUGUGAUUGAAUUAGGUUAUAAGAAUAUAAGUAGCUACAUGUAUAACUCCUUUACAAGACGAUCUGCAAUGCUCAGUCACUACAAUUACAAUGUUUAUCAGACACUGGUUGUCUGUGAGCUGCUGGAUCUUGACAGGCCUGGAAAGAUGAUUAUCAGAGAUGCUGCCGGAGGCUGCACCACAGAUGAAAUGUGUUACUUUAACAACAACUUUACUUAUACAGUGACUGCCAAUAUUACAAAGGAACUGAUCAAACCCCACUUGGAAUACUUCAAGACGAAAUUUGCAAAGUUCUUAUAUCCAGUUUGCAUAACAACUCUCAGGAAUUACCUUAAAAGUAGAGGAGGACAAUUGACUAGGAGGAUAAUGCCCAAUAUCAGACUCAUCCAGAAAGCUAUCUCUGAUUCUGGAGGUUCUCGUGUGAGUUGUUUGGCGACAGGGUUUUACCCUCGUCACAUCAACCUGACCCUGUUCAGAGACCAGCAGCCUGUAGCUGAUCAUGAGAUCACUGGAGGAGAUCUGCUGCCCAACGAUGACGGGACGUACCAGAUGAGGAAGAGUCUGGAGAUCAGUGCUGCAGACAAACACAAAUACACCUGCUCCGUCACACACCUCAGUCUGGACAACAAACUGGACGUCACUCUGGAGAACAAUUCUUCCAGAUAUCACAUAGGUGCCGGUGUCCUGAUGUUUGUAUGUGCAGUGUGUGUGAUUCUGGCGAUAGCCAUGUGGAUGAGAAGACAAGGAAGACAGAUGACUUGCGAUUGUGUUCCCUCAAGAUUUUACAUUCAGUUAUUUACAAAAUAACUAGAAUAUAGGUUUGUCUACAACACCUUUAUCUUUUUGCCAUCAUUUUGCACAGAAACUAAAAUGUUUUUUUGUUUACAUUUCUUUAUACUUUUUAUUAUUAUUUUGUUAAAGAAUACAAUAGACAUUGACUGAAA
Messenger RNA from Puntigrus tetrazona (Sumatra barb), 1064 nucleotides. RefSeq names its product T-cell surface glycoprotein CD1b3-like. Bases 85 to 927 code for a protein of 280 amino acids. Gene Ontology annotation, biological process: immune response. Gene Ontology annotation, cellular component: external side of plasma membrane. The transcript has 4 exons. The record is from RefSeq and is a predicted model, not a curated record. Lineage: Eukaryota; Metazoa; Chordata; Actinopteri; Cypriniformes; Cyprinidae.